Tarenaya hassleriana is the source of this 1275-nucleotide messenger RNA. Its product is annotated as ethylene-responsive transcription factor ERF010. Gene Ontology annotation, molecular function: DNA binding; DNA-binding transcription factor activity. Gene Ontology annotation, biological process: regulation of DNA-templated transcription. The transcript has a single exon. Lineage: Eukaryota; Viridiplantae; Streptophyta; Magnoliopsida; Brassicales; Cleomaceae. The record is from RefSeq and is a predicted model, not a curated record. Bases 412 to 951 code for a protein of 179 amino acids.
UAUAAAAUCUAAGCAUCUCCGCCACCUCUCCAUCCACCUAUCAGCUUAAAAGGCUUCUGUUCCAUUAAAAAAAACUCGCACAGUCACCGAAUAAUUUUUAUUUACAGUUUCCUCCCACAUUUUUCAAUUAUACCAAACAAACCCACCUUCAAGGCAGUGUUUAUGUCCUGAUUUAGCCAAAUCCGCUUCGAUUCUUUGUCGGUGAAUUUGGAAUUUUCUCCUCUUCUUCCCCCAUCAUAUACCACCUGUAAUCUCUCUCUCUCUCUCUCUCCGACAUCCUUAUUCCCUGUCCUGGAACCUGAGCAUGUAAGUCUCUCUCUUUCUCGACCCAGAUCAAGAAACCGGAUAAUCUCGCAGACCCGGUUGGAAAGUCGGAGACUUUCAGGCGGGAUACAGGAGAAACUGACCGUAAUGGAGUGCGGGGGAGGAGGAGGCGACGUGGCGAGUACGAGGAAGAGGGAGAGGCCGUACAAAGGGAUAAGGAUGAGGAAGUGGGGGAAGUGGGUCGCGGAGAUUCGGGUGCCGAACAAGCGGUCAAGGAUCUGGCUGGGCUCUUACUCCACGCCCGAAGCGGCGGCGCGUGCGUACGACACCGCCGUCUUCUACCUCCGGGGACCCUCGGCCCGCCUCAACUUCCCGGAGCUUUUACCCGUCGAGAAAUCCUCCGCCGCCGAGGUCUUGUCCGCCGCCACCAUCCGGAAGAAGGCCACCGAGGUCGGAGCUCAGGUCGACGCCCUCGGCACGGCGGUCCACAACAACAGCCACCGUGCUUUUGGUCAAAAUCGAGACUGUGGUCUCGGCAACAAUGAUAUUAGCGUUGGUUAUCAAAGCCACGAAGAAGAGGAAGACAAGAGGUCGGGGAGUGGCGGCGGGUUGUCGGAGCGGGUUGACUUGAACAAGAUGCCCGACCCGGAGAGCUCCGAUGAUGAUUUGGAUAGCAAAAUAAAUUAAUUCGAAAAAAAAAAGGUGACAGAGAAGGAAUUCUCGGACAACGGUGGCUGUUGCUAAGGUGCGCCGUGCCAUUUGUAUGAAAACAUUAGCUUCGGUACGGAAACUCUCUGUUUCUUCCAUCUUCUCUGUGUGUGUUGAAAUUUCUCUUUAUUUUCUGAAAAUUUCAGGCCUUUUUUUCCCAUCCGUUUUUUUUUGUAAUUCUUUUUUUUUUCCCCAUAUGGGUUUUGAGGAUGAUGGAAUUUGUAGGCAAUCGAGAAGGAGGCUAAUUGUAUAAUACUAAUCAUUAUCGACCGAUCUCCUCCAUAUAUAAAUCUCAAAUUAUCA